Messenger RNA from Helicoverpa zea (corn earworm), 1951 nucleotides. RefSeq lists its product as uncharacterized. The record is from RefSeq and is a predicted model, not a curated record. The coding region runs from base 155 to 1186 and encodes 343 amino acids. The transcript has 8 exons. Lineage: Eukaryota; Metazoa; Arthropoda; Insecta; Lepidoptera; Noctuidae.
AAUAUUGUCAAUGUCAAAAUGACUGGGACUGGGAUAGACUUGGAUAUUUUUACAAAAAUAUUUUAUUAAUUGAAAAUAUUAACGCUUCAAUAGGUACUUAUCAUAAUAUGCGGGUAAAAUAAGUGAUGAUAGCAGUCAAUAAACAAACAUUACAAUGAUGGAAGCAGAUUCCACCACAUACGACUGCAAUGCCAAAACAGAAGUGACUGAGCCAACGUUGCCAUUUAAUACAAGUCCUGAUAACCUGCAGUUAUACAAGGAGUUAACAACCAGCCAUGGUGACCUGAGACUAGAGUGCCAGCUUGUGGAGAGGCUGCAAGCAUUUGGCCUGCUCCCCAAAGCCAUCAAGUGCCCCUCGGACAAACCUGGUUGUAAAGUUGUCUGUAGGACAGCUAGAGUUAUAGACAGGGUGCAGUGGAUUUGCGAGGGUUGCAGCAAGAGGCUUCCGAUAAGAGCUGGCUCCUUCUUCUUCCGUCUCCAGUGCUCCAUACUACAAACUGUGCAGAUGAUAUUCGCAUGGAGUGAAGAUGCCGAUGUGGAGGUUGCAGCAGCACAUUUUGGUGUAAAACCAAGAGUAGCAACUCUGAUCUACGACAGACUCGAUGAGCUUGCAAUAAAGGAACAAAGUAAGAAGAAGCUGGGUGGAGAGAACAGUGUGGUCCUUGCAGAGAUGUACCCUGACUGCGUGAACCGGUUGUCACCGGAUACAACCGACCAGCCACAUGUCCAUAGGAUAUUGAUGCUUGCUGAUACUAAUCAUAUACCAACUUCAUACUGGCUACACGUAAUGAAAAAUGAUAACAAAAAGACUGCAAAUGGUAACCCUGACACCCAGGCACUAACAUUAGAAGUGGAAGAAGUAAUCAGGAAGGUGGUGAUAUCAAACUCCUUGGUGGUGACGGGAACCAACGUGCCUCCUAUCGAAGGCGCCUCCUCCAUCCAGCAGCUGUUGACGCACUGCGAUGCUGAUAUGCAACACUUUUUGAGUUCCCGCAUCUGGCGUCAAGCGAUAACGCUGAGCCUCGCGUCACGCUCGGUGUGCUGCGACGGGCUGGCCGCCGCGUCCUGCGGCGCCGCCGCGCAGCGCUACCUCACCGCCGCAUUGGAUCGCGUCACGCAGCAUCGGGACUUCUACAGUCACGUGUUACAGGCUAUCGCGGAAGAGUACACUGAUAAGUGUGACUGAUAUCCGUGUAGUAUGAAUGUCGUAUGCACGCGCUGUUUGUGAGAUGCAAACUCGAACAAUACGCAGGAAAAAUAAAAAACGCACAAAUGCGUCUGUUGAAUGAACCGCAUCACGACGAAAUUAAGCCUAAGUAUAUGAGGCAAUAUAAACAUAAUAUGUAUUUAUCAUUAUGUUUUUCACUGUCUUAUGUUAUAUGUGUGUUUGUUUAUGUUGAUAUUUUGUGUUAUUCAAAUUACGUUUUUAUGGAUCAUAUUGUAAAGGAGUUAGGUUAUUAUUGCUGUGUUUCUGUUUCGUGAUAAAAUAUGUGACAUGAAUCCAGGAUGUGAUUCCAAUAGGAGCAUCUCCUAUUCCAGGUGAUUGAUUAAAGUGACGAAUUAUGAGAGUAUUCUAUAUUGUCUUUAAGUACACCUCAUAUACGUUCAUCUUCAAAACCGUGCAUCUUCAUAGAUUCUAUUAUACUCGUGUUAAGAUAUUACGAUAGGGUUAAGUUAGAAAUAAGUUAUCGAAAUAAAUGCCUUAUUGAUUUAAUGUCUUCCUAAGUAAGUGCCUUAUUGUAAUUACAUUACUUAUGUGAAGCGAGCGAGUGAAGUUAUUAUAAUGUUACUGUUGAAUUUGACACAAAAUACAGAAAAUUUAUAUGAUAAGUCGUUUAUAUAUCUCAUUUUUUAAAUAAAAAUUUGGCCAUAUCGUCAUCGUUAUGGGAAAAUGAAAAUACGUGUCAGGUUUUGUAGCGUAAAAAUAUAGUUUAGUCAUAGUUACAUAGUA